Molecule: messenger RNA, 439 nt
Organism: Trypanosoma grayi
Lineage: Eukaryota; Euglenozoa; Kinetoplastea; Trypanosomatida; Trypanosomatidae
Exons: 1
Source: RefSeq, a predicted model, not a curated record
GGUGGGUUGCUUGGCGGCCCCGCAGCUGUUGGACGCUUGGCUUUCCACAGGGCACGGGCGCGCGAAAGCCCACGCCCAUAGGCCAUGCGAAGCGCAACGCCCAGCGGGCAACGCAGGCGCGUUUGGCGCUCCGGGCGGUCGGCCGGCUCGCGGUAAACAAUGGCGCUGCCUCUGGGUUGCCCCCUGCGGUUUCGAUGCGAAGUUUUGGGGCGGGGGAGGGGGUUAUAUCGUGCCACGCCGCCCGCGUGUAUUUGGCGCGGCGGGCGGCAAUACCCACAGCAGCCAGCCGCACCGGUGAGAUGCGCCAAUGCGAAGGCGAGCCGGAGCUGUCACCCCCUUCCCGGGCCAUGCUUGAAUCAUUGAGUUUGGCGUUUCAACGCCUCGUGAUGCUGGGGCGGUGGGUGGGUGGUUUGGGCAGCUGGCUGCGUACGUGGUGUUU